Messenger RNA from Cyanidioschyzon merolae strain 10D, 936 nucleotides. Its product is annotated as similar to UDP-sugar transporter. Gene Ontology annotation, cellular component: Golgi apparatus. The coding region runs from base 1 to 936 and encodes 311 amino acids. Gene Ontology annotation, molecular function: antiporter activity; GDP-fucose transmembrane transporter activity. The transcript has a single exon. NCBI's taxonomy places the organism in Eukaryota, Rhodophyta, Bangiophyceae, Cyanidiales, Cyanidiaceae. The record is from RefSeq and is a predicted model, not a curated record.
AUGACACUCGCGCCGUGGGCUAGUGCGGCGCUUUAUACGCUCACUUCUCUGCUAGGAGUGAUUGUUAACAAGGCAGUUUUCUCGUCUUUUGACUUCGCGUACCCACUGGUAAUCCUGCUGGCCCAGCUCGUUGUCACGAGCACAGCGUUACUACUCGUGUGGCGCAGAUUUCCACCACUACCCGCAAACUGGGUCCCGUUGCUUCUCGUGGCAGCAACUUUCGUUCUGAACGUCUUCACCGGCCUCGUGGCGCUCGAGACUGCGAACCUGCCCAUGUUCAGCGCGUUCCGUCGCCUCUCCGCUGUGGCAGUCAUGAUAUUCGAGGCCAUCUUCUUGGGCCGGCGAGAGACGGCUGCGGUAGAAAAGGCAGUCGCUGUGAUGACGGUUGGGUCGGUGCUGGCGGCGAUCGGAGAGAUCAACGCCGACUGGCUAGGUUACAGCUACGUGAUACUCAACAACUGCGCCACGGCCCUGUACCUGGUGGCGCUGAAACGUGCAACCCCGCGGCUGGGGCGUCGGCAACUGGACAGUCUGGUGAUCACCUUCUACACCAACCUGUUCGCGAUUCCAAUGGCGCUGGUCGCUGCCUGGUUUCUGGAGAUGCGGCGCACUGCCGAUGCACCCAGUGCCCUGGACGCCCUGGCAACACAGCUGGAACGACGCGGUUUGGCGUUCGCCGCUGCACUGCUCUUGUCCUCGGCGUCGGCGCUGGCGGUGAACGUUACGACACUCUGGUGCACCGCAACGAAUACGCCACUGGUGACAGCGAUCGCCGGUCAGACCAAGAACCUUCUCCAAACCGCAUUAGGUUUUAUCCUGUGGGAAUAUCACUUUACGGCUUUGAACGCUUUCGGAUUAGCGCUCGCCGCUAUCGGUUCCACGAUGUUCGUCCAUGCCAAGUUCAUGAAAACACCGAAACCUUUCCAGAAUACGUAA